Linum trigynum is the source of this 778-nucleotide messenger RNA. Lineage: Eukaryota; Viridiplantae; Streptophyta; Magnoliopsida; Malpighiales; Linaceae. The record is from the annotation of a GenBank genome assembly.
AGGGAAGAAGAAACUUCUCUUGGGAAUUUCGUCGAACAGUCUCAUCUCAUUCCCCGGCUGCAUCCGAUGGACGACGGCGAACCUUCUACCGGAAGCAGCUGCAACAGCGGCGGAGGGAACUGGACGAACGAGAAGCACGUGAAUUUCCUGAACUCGAUGGAGGCCACCUUCGUUCGUACAAUGCUAAUUGAAAACCACAGCUCGUCCUUCCACCGCCGCCACCACCACCACCUCCGCCUCGAUCGGUGCCUGCCGGACAGCUUGGAGUCAACUCUCGACUCCGCCAAAUCACGGCGGCAGAAGAAGUCCCCGAUCGGCUCCGCCGCCACCUCAUCAGAUUCAGUCGGGUCGAGAAGCAAAUUGAGGUGGAGGAAUGGACACAAGAAAUCAAGAAGAUCGACGAUGUCGUCAUCUCAUACUCGUAAUCACAAUACCCAAACCAGCAAUUCAUCAUCACACGAUCAGGUUGUGCCGCAGCUUGAUAAGAAGAGUGGCGAUAAAGACGAAAGAGAUUCCUCCAAAGGGUAGUGCAUGAUAGCUAGCUAUAGCAGAAACAAUGUCUACAGCCUGAGGAAGAACAAGAUAUACAAGCCCGGCUAUCUACUAGAUCUUUUUUUCUUUUCUUUUUCUUCGGUUGGAAAAUUGGGGGUUAGGUUCAUAACUAAGGUGUAGAAUCAAAUUUGUUACGUGAGUGUGACAUAUGUAAUAUCUUAAGGUAGAGAUGGAGUCAAUUUUAAGUAUUAGUGACGACUUAUGAUUAUAAAAUAUUGCAUUUAAC